AAUGCUUUAUAAAACUUAGCACGAGUUUGUUUAUUUGCAACACUGGUUUGGCAUCAGUAUUACCAACCUUUAAAUUGAACUCCGAAAGAUUCACAAGCAAAAUUGACAUUUGUCAAAAGCCGAAAAAGCGGCCAUAUAAAAAAAAGGGGCUGUUUAACUUUAAAGUCGGGCUCGAUUAUUGAAACGUAGCUAUUUAGGAAGGGAAGUAUACAAGCAUGGCUGAGUAUCUGGCGUCCAUUUUCGGCACCGAAAAGGAUAAAGUAAAUUGUUCAUUUUACUUCAAAAUCGGUGCAUGCCGCCAUGGCGACCGUUGUUCACGUAUUCAUAAUAAGCCAACGUUUUCGCAAACCGUGCUACUCCAAAAUCUUUAUGUAAAUCCCCAAAACUCUGCCAAGUCGGCCGAUGGGUCACAUUUAGUAGCGAAUGUUUCGGAUGAAGAAAUGCAGGAACAUUAUGAUAACUUCUUUGAAGAUGUUUUUGUAGAGUGUGAAGAUAAGUAUGGCGAAAUCGAAGAGAUGAAUGUUUGCGAUAAUUUAGGAGAUCACCUAGUUGGUAACGUCUACAUUAAAUUCCGUCAUGAACAAGAUGCUGAAAAGGCGGCGAAUGAUUUGAAUAAUCGUUGGUUCGGCGGGAGACCGGUUUAUUCAGAGUUAUCACCUGUUACUGACUUCCGCGAAGCUUGUUGCCGUCAAUAUGAAAUGGGCGAAUGUACACGUUCCGGAUUUUGCAAUUUCAUGCAUUUGAAACCUAUUUCAAGAGAACUGCGAAGAUAUCUUUACUCUCGUCGGCGACGAUCACGUUCCCGUUCACGGUCCCCACGUCGUCGUCGUUCUCGUUCACGCGAUCGACGCCGUUCAAGAAGCCGGGAAGGUCGCGGUAUCGGUGGCGGUAGUGGUGACGGUCGAAAAGGACGCUAUUGAAUGAGAAAUGCAUAAAUUUUGUUGUAAUGGUUUUAGAUUUCGAAGUGGCGCGAAGCUGCUUGUAUCAUCCAGAUGAUAUUCUCUUUUUUCACUAUGUAUUCAGUCAAAUUAAUCUAAUAAAACGCCGAUUUCUUAGAACUAA
Messenger RNA from Bactrocera dorsalis (oriental fruit fly), 1062 nucleotides. RefSeq names its product splicing factor U2af 38 kDa subunit (gene U2af38). Gene Ontology annotation, biological process: mRNA splicing, via spliceosome. The record is from RefSeq and is a predicted model, not a curated record. Gene Ontology annotation, molecular function: metal ion binding; pre-mRNA 3'-splice site binding. Bases 216 to 920 code for a protein of 234 amino acids. Gene Ontology annotation, cellular component: U2AF complex; spliceosomal complex. NCBI's taxonomy places the organism in Eukaryota, Metazoa, Arthropoda, Insecta, Diptera, Tephritidae. The transcript is spliced from 4 exons.